AUGGCUUCUCUCCCAGAAGUGCUCAGGCCACAGCAGUCUGCAAGGGAGAAGGUGUGCUGCUGGAGAUACCACAUCCUGUCCCCUUCAGAUAGCUCCAAGGGUGUGUGGAUGGUGCUUCUUGUUGGAAUCGGCUGCGCGGUGGAAAGCGUGAGCUGCCCGAAGGGAUGCACUUGCCAGUAUCUGGCUGUGAACUGCACGGGGAAGCAUCUGGAAGAGUUUCCAGCCGUCAUCCCCCUGGACACCCGGCAGCUGAUUUUGGCGCAAAACAAGCUCGGCUAUCUGCCGUCAGUGGACCUGAACUUCCUCAGCGACUUGAUCUACCUCGAUUGCAGUGGCAACGUGCUAGGGGAGGACUUGGACUUCAGCUUUGUCAGCAUCGUCAAGUUGGUCUACUUGGACCUCAGCUUCAACAACCUCACACAAGUCACGUUUGGGACCUUUUCCCAGCUCGGUAGCCUGGUGGUGCUGAAACUCUCAGAUAACCCCAGCCUGGUGGAGAUUGAGAAGGACUCCUUUGCCAACAACACUUGGCUGAGGCACCUGGAUGUCAGCCGUUGCAGCUUGACAUUCAUUGACACAAGCACUCUCCGGGACCUGCCCAAUUUGAGAAGCCUCGGCUUGAGUGGGAAUCCCUGGUUUUGCAACUGCUCCUUUGUGGAACUGUUCACCUGGAUGAAAGAGAGCGAAGUAACUUUUCUAGACUCAGACAACACCACCUGCUACAGCCCGGCUUUCAUGCAUGGCUUCAGCAUGCUGGAAAAGGGCCCGGAACAGCUCCAUUACAAGUGCUAUAUCCAUUUCGAAGACCGAGAUUAUCUCUUCCUGGGCCUGAUCGGCCUCUGCAUCUUCUCGGCUGGCACAGUGUCGGCCUGGCUCCUGGGGGUCUGCGCAGUCAUAUAUGAAUUCUUGACCGCCACUGAUGAGGAUGAGGAAGACGAAGAGGAUGAGGAAAGAGGCCACUAG
Molecule: messenger RNA, 963 nt
Organism: Euleptes europaea (tarantolino)
Lineage: Eukaryota; Metazoa; Chordata; Lepidosauria; Squamata; Sphaerodactylidae
Gene: LRRC52
Product: leucine rich repeat containing 52
Exons: 2
Coding region: 1-963 (320 amino acids)
Cellular component (GO): voltage-gated potassium channel complex
Molecular function (GO): potassium channel activator activity; voltage-gated potassium channel activity; transmembrane transporter binding
Source: RefSeq, a predicted model, not a curated record